Rhagoletis zephyria (snowberry fruit fly) is the source of this 2011-nucleotide messenger RNA. Its product is annotated as protein DENND6A. Lineage: Eukaryota; Metazoa; Arthropoda; Insecta; Diptera; Tephritidae. The record is from RefSeq and is a predicted model, not a curated record. Gene Ontology annotation, cellular component: recycling endosome. Gene Ontology annotation, molecular function: guanyl-nucleotide exchange factor activity.
AUACUAUCGAUAGUGCCAUCGAUAGUUUGACAACUCUAGUUCGUUUAACUAUUUGUGCAACAAUACAAUCUUCUGACGAAGUGAAAGUUUAUGGAUAGAGCUGCAAAAUGACAGACAAUUCAUUUGUUGCAGAAACAUCAAAUGAUAGGAGCAAAUCUUCGAACGAUUUAAACAGAUAUACUGAUGCAGGUUGUGUGGAUAAUGAAUAUUGGACUCGUUUUUCGCAGUGGAUCCACUGCAUGUGUGUGGUAACAUUUGAUUUGAACAUUGGACAAGCUCUUGAAUACGUUUAUCCACCACAAUUUAUGCCCACAGAAACUGAAACAGCUAAUAUAUGUUAUAUGGCCUUUCCCGAUUCCAAUUCUGGGUGUAUGGGCGAUACAAAGUUCCACAUGCGUCUUCGAAGAGCUUCCAAACAUAGCCGUAAUAAAACUUUGUCAAGGAUAUUCCAUUCAUAUAACUCUGAUUGUAUAUCCGUUCUUCGUGUAGAUGAAUCACAUUUCUGGGGAUUUGUGUACUUUCGGCAGAAACGCGAUCCUAAUCUGCCGCGUGGUUAUUUUCAAAAAAGCUUUAUCAUAGUCACACAUCUUCCAUUUUGUAAUCUUUUUUACGAUAUUGUCGCGCAAUUGGCUCCGAAGUAUUUUGAGGAGGGCAACUCAGUGCUGGAACAAGCAUGUCUUCAAAUAAAUAGCUUGUGGCCCCAGUUACAACCAGGAGUUUCCUUGGAGUUACAAUUGUUUGAUAUCAUAUAUCAAAUAAAUUUACCUACAAUAAGUGGCAAAAGGUCUACCCCUCCUCUGUUAAAAAAAGACGCCAUAAAGGAUACUUCGAUCACUCUGUUUUCAACUAAAUUUUUAAGCUCUGUUUAUGAGUUCGAGCUAUUUCAAAGCUUAAGCUUUACUGUGGAGAGCUUAUAUACUUUAUGGGAAUUAGUGCUGAUUGCUGAACCUAUUAUUGUUGUUGGCACCUCACCCGCUGAUUGUUCACACAUGGUGCAAACUCUUGUAUCACUUAUCGUUCCGAUUGAGUACUGUGCUGAAGUGCGGCCAUAUUUUACUAUACAUGAUAGUGAGUUCAAAGAGUUUACAAGAGAAUAUGGAAAAACGCCUCCUCCGGUAAUUCUAGGCGUAACAAAUCCGUUUUUCAUAAAGCUAUUCAAAGAUUGGCCCCACAUGCUGCGUCUGGUCGAUAACCAGAUGAACAUUCAGCAACAUCAACAGUUUCAAAAAAACAUGCGGAACUCAGAAUCGGUAACAUCUUUUAAUUCGAGCGGCACAAGCAUAAUAAGGAAAACUUUGCCAAGCACAGGAGCUUCUGUGCCAACUACAACAAGUACAGCAACCAGCGAUGGGACUUCACCUGGAUUAUUCACAAGAUAUAGACCGUUUUUAAAAAAAGACAAGGCCUUAAUUAAAAAGGUCUUAGCCGGCAUUAAAACUAAAAGACCAGACCAUGUACAAACCGCAUUACUACGUCGUCAUCUACUUGAACUUACACAAAGUUUUAUGAUACCACUGGAACGUUAUAUAGCGUCAUUAAUGCCAUUGCAAAAAGAUAUAAGUCCUUUCAAGUCAGCGCCGAAUGCAAACACUUUUAAAUUAGAAGAUUUCUUGGCCACUAUUGAACAGUCAGGACCACAUCUAACAUCACCUUUGAAGGGCGAUUGGAAGGGUUUGUAUCGGCGAUUUUUCAACUCAGCUAAUUUUCGUGGUUGGUACGAUACCAGGCAUCGAGAGCUACAGUUAACCUUACAGGAUCUGCAACUUCAGGCGCUGUCUGUGGCUAACCUUGAGCAAUGGGCGCAAGAUAAGCAGGAAGUAGAAAUUAUUGAUAUGAUAUUAAAAUUAAAACAAAAAUUGAAUCUCUACACUAAUACUAGUAACAAUAGCUCAACACAAGAGCAAAUACGUGCUCAGAUCACUUGUAUGAAGGAUUUACUGCCUAAUGAUUUAAAAAAUUUAGUUAAUAUUUGAUAUGUAAGUGAAAUGAAAUCUUGAACUAACUACGACAA